Poeciliopsis prolifica (blackstripe livebearer) is the source of this 4296-nucleotide messenger RNA. It is a transcript of the gene oplah, whose product is annotated as 5-oxoprolinase, ATP-hydrolysing. Bases 197 to 4135 code for a protein of 1312 amino acids. The record is from RefSeq and is a predicted model, not a curated record. Lineage: Eukaryota; Metazoa; Chordata; Actinopteri; Cyprinodontiformes; Poeciliidae. The transcript is spliced from 28 exons. Gene Ontology annotation, molecular function: 5-oxoprolinase (ATP-hydrolyzing) activity. Gene Ontology annotation, cellular component: cytosol. Gene Ontology annotation, biological process: glutathione metabolic process.
AACCUCCGAACCCGCUCAAAACGACUCCCUCAAACGUGUCUUUCGGGACCGAUCGGAGAGAGGGCCAGGGAGGAUCGGAUCGGACCGGAUCGGAUCGUCACCGGAUUACCGAAGAUUAUCACAGGAACAGAUCCUGCAGCGACCGACGGACACAGUUCCUUGAGGAUCAGCAGCUGCAUUUUUCAUUUUCCUCACUAUGGCUGAGACUGAGGGGAAGUUUGACUUCGCCAUAGACCGAGGUGGCACCUUCACCGAUGUGUUUGCGCGCCUGCCUGAUGGCCGCGAGAGAGUCCUCAAACUGCUGUCCAGAGACCCACAGAACUACAAAGACGCUCCCACUGAGGGCAUCCGCAGGGUCUUGGAGGAGGAAUCGGGGCGACUCUUCCCUCGUGACCAGCCUGUUGACACCGCCCUGAUUGGCUGGAUCCGAAUGGGCACCACCGUGGCAACCAAUGCCCUGCUGGAGAGGGAAGGAGAACGGACCGCACUGCUGGUCACAAAAGGCUUCAAGGACCUGCUGCACAUUGGCACACAGGCCAGGCCCAAACUUUUUGAUUUGGAGGUCGCCGUCCCUGAUGUGCUGUAUGAGGAGGUCAUAGAGGUGGAUGAGCGAGUCGUCCUCUGUCAAGACGACUGCCAGCUGCCCAGGAAAGAUCCCAAACGAUUUGUAACAGGCAGUACAGGUGAUUCUCUGGAGGUGUGGCAGGAACUGGAUCUGGAAAAAGUGGAAAAGGACCUGAGAGGAGUUCUGUCCCGCGGUAUCUCCAGCGUCGCCGUCCUCCUCCUCCACUCGUACACCUGGUCCGAUCAUGAGAAAGCGGUGGGCUCUCUCGCCCGUCGUCUGGGUUUCACUCAGGUGUCUCUCUCCAGCGAGGUCAUGCCGAUGGUGCGGGCGGUCCCUCGGGGCUACACGGUCUGCGCGGACGCCUAUCUCACACCCAAAAUUCAUCAGUAUUUAAAAGGAUUCACUGCCGGCUUCAAAGGUGGCCUGAAGGAUGUAGAUGUGUUGUUCAUGCAGUCAGAUGGCGGUCUGACCCCCAUGGAGCAGUUCUGCGGCUCAAGAGCCAUUCUCUCUGGCCCAGCAGGGGGCGUGGUGGGAUACGCCGUCACCUCCUACAGCCAAAUGGAGAAGAAGCCCGUGAUUGGCUUUGAUAUGGGUGGAACCUCCACCGAUGUGAGCCGCUAUGCUGGCCAGUACGAACACGUGUUUGAGGCCACGACGGCUGGAGUCACCCUGCAAGCACCUCAGCUGGACAUCAACACCGUGGCUGCGGGCGGGGGGUCCCAACUCUUUUUCAGAUCAGGGAUGUUUGUCGUAGGACCAGAAUCUGCAGGUGCACAUCCAGGACCGGCCUGUUACAGGAAAGGCGGCCCUCUGACUGUGACCGAUGCUAACUUAGCUCUGGGUCGCCUUCUUCCUCCAUUCUUUCCUAAAAUCUUCGGCCCCGCUGAGAACGAACCGUUGUCGUUGGAAGACACCAUGACGCAUUUCCGUCGUCUUACUGAGGAGAUCAACAACUUCCUGUCUGCAAGCCAAAGCCAGGCCAAUGGCGGCACAAACUCUCAGAACAACAUGGUGCCAAUCAGCCAAUCCACAAUGAGCGUGGAAGACGUGGCGAUGGGAUUCAUUCGUGUUGCUAACGAGGCGAUGUGUCGACCAAUCAGGGCUUUGACGCAAGCCAAAGGUCAUGACACGUCUCAGCAUGUGCUGGCGUGUUUCGGCGGUGCAGGAGGUCAGCAUGCCUGCUCUAUAGCCCGAGCUCUGGGAAUGAAGACCGUCUUCAUCCAUAAGUACAGCGGCGUGCUGUCGGCGUACGGUCUUGCCCUGGCAGACGUCGUGGAAGAGGUGCAGGAGCCGUGCUCUCUUAAGUACGAGCAGCGGUGUUUCAGCGAACUGGACCGCAGGAUGGAGCAACUCUGCAGACGCUGCCGCGACACGCUGACCGCACGCGGCUUCUCGAGUGGUCAGAUAUCUACUGAGGUUUUUCUCCACCUGCGUUACGAAGGCACCGACUGCGCCCUCAUGGUUACGGCUGACGGUUACCCCGUAAACGCCCACUCCUGUCGAGCGGGCGACUUCAGCAGCGCCUUCACCAAACGUUAUUUGAAGGAGUUCGGGUUCACCAUCCCAGACAGAGCCAUCAUGGUGGACGACAUCAGAGUGAGAGGCUGCGGAAAAUCUGGGAUCAGCUCCAUGCAUAAAUCAAAGACGGGACACAAACAAGCCAAACCUGUCAUGAUGACCAAGUGCUUCUUUGAAGACGGUUACAUGGACACCAGUGUGUUUCUGUGGGAGGAACUUCCAUGUGGCAAAAGCAUCCAAGGACCGGCCAUCAUCAUCGACAAAAACAGCACCAUCCUGGUGGAGCCGCACUGCGAGGCCUGCCUGACGGAGGACGGCGACGUCUGCCUGGCUGUCGGCUCAGACUCUCAGUGCGCCCUCGGCACUGAGCUCAACACCGUGCAGCUCUCCAUCUUCUCCCACCGCUUCAUGAGCAUAGCGGAGCAGAUGGGCAGAGUCCUCCAGAGGACCUCCAUCUCCACGAACAUCAAGGAGCGUCUGGACUUCUCCUGCGCCGUGUUUGGGCCCGACGGAGGCCUGGUGUCGAACGCGCCUCACAUCCCUGUCCACCUGGGGGCCAUGCAGGAGACCGUCCAGUACCAGAUCCGAUCACUGGGAAACGAGCUGAGAGAAGGAGACGUGAUUCUGAGUAAUCACCCGUGCGCUGGCGGCAGCCACCUUCCAGACUUGACCGUCAUCACACCGGUGUUUCGAAAAGGAGUCCACAGGCCUGUGUUCUUUGUGGCCAGCAGAGGGCAUCAUGCCGACAUCGGAGGCAUCACUCCGGGCUCCAUGCCCCCCCACUCCACUUCCCUUCAGCAGGAGGGGGCGGUCUUUGUUUCAUUUAAGCUCGUCACUGGGGGAGUCUUCCAGGAAGAAGCCGUCACCGAAGCUCUGAUGGCUCCGGCUCAGCACCCCGGCUGCUCUGGGACUCGUAAUCUCCAUGACAAUCUGUCAGACCUGCGGGCUCAGGUGGCAGCCAACCAGAGGGGCAGCCAAUUAGUGGGGGAGCUGAUCGACUGCUAUGGGUUAGACGUGGUCCAGGCCUACAUGGGAUACAUCCAGAGUAAUGCUGAGCUGGCCGUUAGGGACAUGCUCAGAGAGUUCGCACAACGCCGGCGUCGUCAGACCGGCGGCUGCUUAGAGGUGAAAUCAGAAGAUUUUAUGGACGACGGGACACCGAUCAGACUCCGGGUCCAGAUUAAUGAAGAAGAGGGCAGUGCCGUGUUUGACUUCACAGGAACUGGACCCGAGGUGUGGGGGAACUGCAACGCUCCACGGGCCAUCACCCUGUCCGCUCUCAUCUACUGCCUGCGCUGCAUGGUCGGCCAGGACAUCCCUCUCAAUCAGGGCUGUCUGAAGCCGAUCAACGUGAUCGUCCCCCCCGGCUCCAUCCUCCAGCCGUCCCAGAAUGCAGCUGUGGUCGGAGGAAACGUGCUCACGUCUCAGAGAGUGGUGGACGUCAUAUUUAAGGCGUUUGAGGUGUGCGCCGCCUCCCAGGGCUGCAUGAACAACAUUUCCUUCGGCAGCGAGCGAGUCGGCUAUUACGAGACGGUGGCUGGAGGUGCGGGGGCGGGGCCCGGCUGGCACGGCCGGAGCGGCGUCCACUCUCACAUGACCAACACCCGCAUCACCGAUCCAGAGAUUUUGGAAAAAAGGUAUCCAGUGAUUUUAGAGCAUUUCUCCCUGCGACCCGGCUCAGGAGGCGCGGGAACGUGCCAAGGAGGCGACGGCGUCAUCCGUAAACUUCGGUUCAGGAAGAAGGUGGUCCUGUCCGUCCUGACGGAGAGACGGGCCAUCCGCCCCUACGGCCUUCAAGGGGGCGAGGAUGGCGCCACGGGGCUCAACCUGCUGCACAGAGCUGACGGUCGAAUCCUCAACCUGGGAGCAAAGACCAGUGUCAGCCUGGAGCCAGGAGACAUGUUCUGCCUUUACACCCCGGGAGGAGGGGGGUUUGGGAGCGAGGGAGACCUGAAGAGCGGCGGACCUCACAGCAAGCGAAGGCGUCUGAAUGAGGUGUUCACUGAGAGGGGCAGUGUGUUUGAGUACAGAAUGGCUCAAGAGGGAGUGUAAAGAGAAAUAAUGAAGAACUGGAAGGAAAUCGUAGGAAACAAGAGUCAGACUUCAUCAAAUUGAAUUACCAAAAGAUACAAAAAGAAAGUUAAAGGUAAAACUGUGACAGGCAUGUUUUCUAGCAUUAUAGUGUGAAAAAUAAGACAAUGGCACAUACCAAA